CGCCGCCGCCCGCUUCCUGCCGCGUCCGCGCGCCCGCCCCGCCCGAGCAGCGGCCGCAGCCCGGCCGGGCCCAGCGGGGAGAUGAACACGGUGCUGUCCCGGGCCAACUCGCUCUUCGCCUUCUCGCUGAGCGUGAUGGCGGCGCUCACCUUCGGCUGCUUCAUCACCACCGCCUUCAAGGAGCGCAGUGUGCCCGUCCGCAUCGCCGUCUCCCGGGUCACGCUAAAAAAUGUAGAAGAUUUCACUGGACCCAGAGAACGAAGUGACCUGGGAUUUGUCACAUUUGACAUUACUGCAGAUCUGCAGAGUAUAUUUGACUGGAAUGUUAAACAAUUGUUUCUAUAUUUGUCUGCAGAAUAUUCAACGAAAAACAACGCCCUAAAUCAGGUGGUCCUUUGGGACAAGAUCAUGUUGAGAGGAGAUAACCCAAGGCUGUCCUUAAAAGACAUGAAGUCAAAGUACUUUUUCUUUGAUGAUGGAAAUGGUCUCAAGGGAAACAGGAAUAUCACCUUGACUCUCUCCUGGAAUGUUGUACCAAAUGCUGGCAUUCUACCUCUUGUAACAGGAUCAGGACAUGUGUCUGUACCUUUCCCAGAUACCUAUGAAACAACAAAAAGUUAUUAAAUUAUAGUACUGAAUCAUAAGCAAAAUAUUUUUAUACUUGUAUAUUGUGGAUACAUUUUAUUGCAGUUUCUUCUUGCAUCCCAUGCAACUUUUCACUGAAAGGAACUUAAUUUCCUCAGGCUAGUAGCAUAGGAAAAGGAAAUGAAAAUUCAGGGUGUUUUUUUUUUUUUUAAAUAAAACAUUGAAGCUGAAACUUAAGGGAAAGGCAAAUUGCAGAGUAAUGGUUUUGAGGGGGGAAAACUGAGGAUUUUUUUUUCCUGGCCAUCUGAGUAUAGAUCUCCUUUUCUUUUAAAUAAAUAUUUUUAAACCAGAA
Molecule: messenger RNA, 937 nt
Organism: Corvus hawaiiensis (hawaiian crow)
Lineage: Eukaryota; Metazoa; Chordata; Aves; Passeriformes; Corvidae
Gene: SPCS3
Product: signal peptidase complex subunit 3
Exons: 5
Coding region: 82-624 (180 amino acids)
Biological process (GO): protein targeting to ER
Cellular component (GO): membrane; signal peptidase complex
Source: RefSeq, a predicted model, not a curated record